UUUUUUUUCAAAAUGGUAUAUCUACUAGCUAUAAUAGUAUUGAUGCUAGCUUCAGUAUCACAGUCUUUCCGUAUGGAGCACACGGGCCGUGUGGACUGGCAGAAGAGCGUUCGACCAGGGGAGGGAUGCCCUAAAAAGUGUCACCCUGAACGGUGCCCGGAUCUUAGGCAUAUGCAGGGCUGUCCAGGCGGGCUGGUUCGAGACCAGUGUGGCUGCUGCUGGGAAUGUGGAAACGAUGAAGGACAACUGUGUGACCCACAGCACAGGUCCGGGUCUACUUUCUAUGGCCGCUGUGCUGAAGGUCUACGGUGCAGGGGUCCACGCAAAAACCCUGCAGGCGAACCGAGAGCAGUCUGCGUGUGCAGCAAGCAGGAAACGCUUUGCGGAUCAGACGGGAAGACGUACAAAAAUAUCUGUCAAUUUCGAGCGGCCCAACGCAAGCAGGGCAAGGGUCAGAUGUUGACGAUGGUACACCACGGACCCUGCAAGGCAAAGCCUGUUAUCACUCACGCUCCUCGUGACAUCAUCACACCCAAAGGAAGUGAUGUCAUCUUUUCCUGUGAGGUUUCGUCGUAUCCACUGGCCUCCAUUCAGUGGAGGAAAGAGGGAGAUAUUGUUUCUUUUCCUGCGGAUGAUUCAAGCAUGGCUGUUCAGGCUCGCGGAGGCUCGCGGCGGUUUGAACUGACCGGCUGGCUCCAGAUCCAAGCAGUCGGUCCGAGUGAUGCAGGUGUGUACACGUGUACCGCCAGGAACGCCUUCGGAGAGGUUUCUGCCUCCGCGAGAUUACAGGUUACACACGGAGGGUCUCAGCUGAGCAAAGAUCUGCGACCAAUUGAAAAAGGAGAAUAUAGAAUAACAGAGGAAGAAGAAGCGAACGUAGACGACGAAGAUUACGAAGGCCGGCCUAGCGGAUAUAUGUAUUUGUGAGAGACAGAGGUUAUAAAUAUAUAGCAUUUAAACAGAUUUCUUUUUUAUUAUUCUGAAAUUUAAACUCACCAUAAACUGUGUACUCUUAAAAUAUUUCUCGCUUUCUUUAAGGGCGAUUACGUGUGAGUGUUGUGUAUAUAUAUACAAAUAUUUUCUAUUCAUUCAUGAGAAUUGUACUUAAACAGAACUUAAUUAAAUAGUUGAUUUACUCAUUUGUUGGUUUAUUGAGUUAUUAUUCCAUAAGAAUUUACAAUGUAU
This is a messenger RNA of Misgurnus anguillicaudatus (oriental weatherfish), 1185 nucleotides long. RefSeq names its product Kazal-type serine peptidase inhibitor domain 2 (gene kazald2). Gene Ontology annotation, molecular function: insulin-like growth factor binding. Gene Ontology annotation, biological process: regulation of cell growth; regulation of signal transduction. The record is from RefSeq and is a predicted model, not a curated record. Gene Ontology annotation, cellular component: extracellular region. NCBI's taxonomy places the organism in Eukaryota, Metazoa, Chordata, Actinopteri, Cypriniformes, Cobitidae.